AGAAGAGAGAGCGACGGACCCCUGGAGGAAAGGAGGGCACUGGAGGAAAAACUCCCACAUAACCUAUCAAAUAUUCCACCCCAUUUUUCUCAACCUGUUCAUCUCCAGAAUGGAUGGAAGGCUAGUUCUUACCAUCCUGGUCCUGUGUGUCAAGAAUGUUGUAACCUUUGAAAACACGACAUCCACCUCCCAACCUCUCACACCAUCCAACUCCACUCCUGCUACCCCCGGUCCCACCACUUCCUGUGUGUGUAAUAUCUCCACUUCCUGUUCUCCUCCGACCAAGCCCAAGUCUCCGCCACCUGCGCUGGGUGUUGUCAAGAUCAACUGGCAAGCAAAGUCCUGUAAGGGGGACAUACACCUGUGUCUCCUCUUGGGUGGAGACACCUGUCUCUCCACCCAUUCCUUACCACUCUGCUUUAAAAGUUGGGCCAAUCUUAGCCUUGAACUGGCAGAAUCGUGUGAGAGGAAGGGCUGCGGGGGCUCCGCAAAGUGGACUGAGACCCUUGCUAGCUCUGAGGGUUACCAGAUCGAUGGGGAUGGAAGGGUUACCAAUAACUCCUGUACAACACUGAGGAUCCAAUGCGAAGUCGUCCCAGAUCAGUUAGUGGGCUAUAAGGUGGUGACUGGACUGCUGUGUGUUCUGGUGCUGGUGGUGCUGAUGGUGCGUUUCGGGCAGCCCUCCCUCAAGGCCCUCCGUAAGAGAUUGUCAGACAAGAGACAGAGUCGGUGGAUCGGACCUACGCAGAGCCAAAGUGUCUCCUACCAUAGAGGGAAGGCUGGACUCCAACUUAACGACAACACAGACAAGAGACACUCCUACCCUGGAUUGGAGAGGCUGACGGUGAACACUAGCCGAGAGCCGUCGUCUAACAGAAACAGUGAUUAUGACUCUUAUAACUUGUGAUCAUCAUCAUCAUCAUCAGUCAUAUUCUCCAUCCUCUAUGACAAAAUACUGUACAUGUAUUUUUUUAAUGCUUAAAUGUAAUAUUUUUUUAUGCUAAAUGUAAUAUUUUUUAUGCUAAAUGUAAUAUUUUUUAUGCUAAAUGUAAUGUUUUUUUAUGCUUAAAUGUAAUAUUUUUUAUGCUAAAUGUAAUAUUUUUUAUGCUAAAUGUAAUAUUUUUUUAUGCUAAAUGUAAUAUUUUUUAUGCUAAAUGUAAAUGUUUUUUUAUGCUAAAUGUAAUAUUUUUUUAUGCUAAAUGUAAUAUUUUUUAUGCUAAAUGUAAUAUUUUUUAUGCUAAAUGUAAUGUUUUUUUAUGCUUAAAUGUAAUAUUUUUUAUGCUAAAUGUAAUAUUAUUUUAUGCACAUAAUAUCAUUUUUUGUUGUUGUUUCUGUGUGUAAUUCAAUCAUUCACUUCUUUUAUUGAAUAAAAAGUCAAGUUUGU
Molecule: messenger RNA, 1384 nt
Organism: Oncorhynchus nerka (sockeye salmon)
Lineage: Eukaryota; Metazoa; Chordata; Actinopteri; Salmoniformes; Salmonidae
Product: T-cell surface glycoprotein CD5-like
Exons: 7
Coding region: 110-907 (265 amino acids)
Source: RefSeq, a predicted model, not a curated record